GUCCUAACCUGAUAGCUAAGAUUUUUGACAUUUUACUUAGGUUUAGAUUGAAUAAGAUUGGGGUAUUAGCUGACAUAAAACAAGCUUUUCUAAAUGUUGGUAUAGAUGCACAGCAUAGAGACUACCUUAGAUUUUUGUGGUAUGAUUUGCAAGCUGAGGAUGAGCAGGUAGUAAUUUACAGGUUUUUAAGAGUAGUUUUCGGAAUUACAAGUAGUCCAUUUUUAUUGAAUGGGACCAAACGACAUCACCUCAGUAAUUACUUAGAGAAAGAAAGAGAAAUAGCACAGCGAGUUAUAGAUGAUCUUUAUGUUGAUGAUUUG
Molecule: messenger RNA, 320 nt
Organism: Paramuricea clavata
Lineage: Eukaryota; Metazoa; Cnidaria; Anthozoa; Malacalcyonacea; Plexauridae
Source: the annotation of a GenBank genome assembly